Messenger RNA from Xiphias gladius (swordfish), 2344 nucleotides. Its product is annotated as NEDD8-activating enzyme E1 catalytic subunit-like. Gene Ontology annotation, biological process: protein neddylation. The transcript is spliced from 19 exons. The record is from RefSeq and is a predicted model, not a curated record. The coding region runs from base 181 to 1569 and encodes 462 amino acids. Lineage: Eukaryota; Metazoa; Chordata; Actinopteri; Istiophoriformes; Xiphiidae. Gene Ontology annotation, cellular component: nucleus; cytoplasm. Gene Ontology annotation, molecular function: NEDD8 activating enzyme activity.
UAUUUAAACAACGUAAACAAUAAAAAAAAAAAAAAAAAAACACAAGGCGGUUGCUGAUUCAGACAAAUUAAAGAAACACCUAGCCAAAAAUUUCUAGGGUACUUCAAACAGUUGUAUGCAGCGCAGCUUUGACACUCGUGAACACAGCAGUCAGAAUCGAGGACAUGGGACCGUGAAAGUAUGGCGGAUGCCGAGGAGCCGGAGAAGAAAAGAAGGCGAAUAGAGGACCUGACUGAGAAAAUGGCUGUAGAUGGUGGACACAGGGACGGUGGUUGCGACUGGGAUGGCCGGUGGAAUCACGUGAGGAAGUUUUUGGAGAGACCUGGCCCAUUCACCCAUCCUGACUUUGAACCAAGCACUGAGUCUCUACAGUUUUUGUUGGAGACAUGCAAGAUUCUGGUGAUUGGCGCAGGAGGACUUGGAUGUGACCUCCUUAAAAAUCUGGCUCUGUCUGGGUUUCGCCUUAUUCAUGUGGUUGACAUGGACACUAUUGAUGUGUCCAACCUCAACAGGCAGUUUCUUUUCAGGCCCAAAGAUGUUGGACGACCAAAGGCAGAAGUGGCUGCUGACUUUAUCAACAGCCGUAUCCCUGGAUGUAAAGUCAUCCCUCACUUUAAAAAGAUCCAAGACUUUGAUGAGUCUUUCUACAGGCAGUUUCACAUCAUCGUCUGUGGACUGGACUCCAUCAUUGCCAGACGCUGGAUGAACGGGAUGCUGAUUUCCCUCCUGACCUACGAAGAUGGAGUCCUGGAUCCCAGCUCCAUCAUUCCCCUCAUCGAUGGAGGAACGGAGGGGUUUAAAGGAAACGCUCGUGUCAUUCUGCCCGGCAUGACUGCAUGCAUCGAUUGCACACUGGAGCUGUACCCGCCACAGAUUAAUUUCCCCAUGUGCACCAUUGCGUCAAUGCCAAGGCUACCAGAACAUUGCAUUGAAUAUGCCAGAAUCUUACAGUGGCCAAAAGAGAAGCCAUUUGGAGAUACCAGCUUAGAUGGAGACAAUCCAGAGCACAUCCAGUGGGUGUUUGAAAGAGCCCAAGAAAGAGCUGCAGAGUUUAACAUUACAGGAGUGACGUACAGACUCACUCAAGGAGUUGUGAAAAGGAUCAUUCCUGCUGUGGCAUCAACUAAUGCUGUUAUUGCUGCUGCCUGCGCCACAGAAGUUUUUAAAAUUGCUACAAGCGCAUAUAUUCCUUUAAAUAAUUACCUGGUGUUUAAUGAUGUGGAUGGACUGUACACCUACACUUUUGAAGCCGAGCGAAAGGAAAAUUGUUCAGCAUGCAGCCAGGUGCCUCAAGAUCUCCAGUUCCCUCCUUCUGCCAAGUUACAGGAGGUUUUAGAGUACCUGACAGAGAACUCCUCUCUACAAAUGAAAUCCCCAGCUAUCACCACAACUCUGGAAGGGAAGAAUAAGACGCUGUAUUUGCAGUCUGUUAAAUCCAUCGAGGAACGAACCAGGCCAAACCUCUGCAAGACCCUGAAAGAGUUGGGCUUGUCGGAUGGACAGGAACUAGCCGUGGCAGACGUCACCACACCCCAGACUGUUCUCUUCAAGCUGAAUUUCACCGCCUGAUCUUCCAUUACAACACACAGCACAGAUCUCAGAUUGACUUCAUCUGAAUACAAAUUUACAUCACAAGGUCAUGGUGAUGUUGCGGUAGCACAUUUGUUAGUAUUAUGUAAAUGAGUACGGUCUCACUUGUGGAAUAGGAUUGGUUAUUGUAUGAACAUGAAAUCUGCUAACAACACUGUUUUUUUUGUAUUCGUUAUGUUGUUUACUUCUUUGUGUAUUUGCCCUGUGUUGACUUAUAUUGUUGCUAUUUACCCAUAAGUCAAACGAGAAUAAUGAUGUGCACUAUGCGCAAAUAAAGUUUUAUUAUCAUGGUUGUAGACAAAGCCUAUUUCACCAGAUUGUUUUUUUGUUUUUUCUUCAUUUUGAAGCAACAGGCCAGCUUCACUGUUUAUCUUGAAGGAUUUUAACUGGAUUACACCCACAACACGUAGAAGACUCUAAAAAAUCUUGGGUGGAAGUCUGUUAUUAUGAUAACAUUAACAAAUCGAUAUUUGCCUCCACCAUGCUUGACAGAUGCUGUGGUUUGCUUUGCAUCAUGAGCUGUUCCUUUCAUUCUCCAUACUCUUCCCAUCGUUCUGGUACAAGUUAAUCUUGGUUUGCUCUGUCCUAAUAAUCUUGUUCCAGAGCUGGGCAGGCUUUUUUAGAUGUUCUCUGGCGGUGUCCACUCUGGCCUUUCUGCUCUUGACUGUAACCAGCGGCUUGCACCUUGUUGUGAAACCCUCUGUAUUUACAUUCAUGAAGGUGUCUCUUGAUUGCAGGCUUUGACAAUGAUACG